AACCCCUUAGUCACUGGGUUUUUAUGAUGAAAACCCAACUGGAAACCUCUUUUAUAAUCAUAUUAAUCAUAUUAUUAUUUAAUUCUUCAGUAGGUACCAAUCAGGACUAUAAGGAAUCGUUGUUGCUAAAGUUAUUGCCUGAUGGUAAAGUAUUGGCACAUUUUGAUCACGUGAUCACAUGGAAUCACAUCUCACCUUUAGAUAUGACAGCAUUCUCAAAUGUCAGACAUUACGGUAUUUUCCCAAGGCCAGUCUCAGAGAUGAUUUCCCUGUACAACGUAGAGGAGCUUUAUUUAUCAUUGACCCGUGGGAAAUGGAAGGAUCGAUUGUGGGGCUAUCCUCCUAUUGAUUCACCUCCAGGGGCGGAGCUAUGGGCGUGGUUCCUACCUCAAGCUAGCGAUGUAGACGAGGAUUGGAGGGGACUGUUGCAUGCUCUUUCGGGUUUACUUUGUUCCUCUUUUGAUGCCAUCGACUCAACAACCACUUUCAUACCAAAAACUUCUUUUAAACCUACCGGAGCUUUUAUUGGUAAUAUUUCCUCCAGUCGUUUAAGAUAUACUGCGUUGCCACGGGAGCCAGUCUGUACUGAAAAUUUGACCCCCUGGAGCAAACUACUGCCCUGUGGACAGAAGGUUGGACUUGGUAGUCUCUAUUACGCACUGAAACUGUACGAUACUAACUAUCACUCGAUUUCAUUAAAGAUAGUACCCUCAUGUCAAGAUGAUAGCUGUAGUUCAGUUGGUACUGCUGUGACCCUCUCUCUCUCUGUGGUCUUUAAACUACCGUCAGGAAAGACUUGGUCUCUUUCUUCAUUGUUUGGCAGACAUAUUGAAAAGAAGUGCCCUUUAUCUUCUUCAUCUUUCAUUUAUUUUGAUAAAUAUUUGCACAAAGACAUCAACUUAUACCCAGAACCACAUUUCAUUGAAAAUAAACAAUUUUUAUCUUCUAAUGUUGAACUCUCAGUCUACGAAUUAAACAAUUUAAAAAGUGACAUUAAAGUCUCGUUAAAAAAUAAGAAUUAUAGUCAAGUUAUGCCACACCCUCCCUCUCCACUCUCAAUUCAAAGAUACUUAACAGGCUCCGGUCAUGGCAGGGGAGGUAUUGUUACUAUAAUUAGUAACAAUGAUGAUGAGUCAUUGAAAGUCUCAUUCCUGGACAUGGUCCCUUGGUUCUUCAGAAUACUGUACCACACGCUAACCUGUGAAUUAACGAUUAAUAAUAAUAAUAAUAAUAAGAUCAAUUGUGAAGAAACUAAUAACACAAUUUUAUUUAAAGAGUUUUCUCCUGCAAAGGAUAGAGUCCUUCCUUACAAAAUGGAGUACAUAUUUUUCAUUCCGCCUCAUUCAAGCAUUAGUUUGUACGUUGAGUUCUUAAGAGGUUUCUUAAAAUGGAAUGAGUAUCCUCCGGACGCUAGUCUUGGGUUUUUUAUCAAUUCAGCAGUUCUAACGUCAAAUGUUUAUAAAUGUGCAAACUGCACUGUAUCAACAAUGGAAAACAGGAGUUCUUUUCUAUUAAGGAUACAUUCAGAUCCAUUAUUAGUAUCCCUUCCUAUCCCUGAUUUCAGUAUGCCUUACAAUGUGAUAUGUUUUGUCAGUACUGUCAUUGCCAUUGGCUUUGGGUCUCUAUUCAAUUUAACGACACGAGAACUGCUACCAGUCAAUGAGGAGGAGGAAGAGAAGAAAGGAGUGCUUGUUAGAAUAAUAAAUAAAUUAAAACAAUUGUUUCUGCGUAAAGAUUAAUUUUUUGUAAAUAAUCCAUUGCACUCAGCACUCAGUA
Molecule: messenger RNA, 1776 nt
Organism: Amphimedon queenslandica
Lineage: Eukaryota; Metazoa; Porifera; Demospongiae; Haplosclerida; Niphatidae
Product: GPI transamidase component PIG-T-like
Exons: 12
Coding region: 24-1739 (571 amino acids)
Biological process (GO): attachment of GPI anchor to protein
Cellular component (GO): GPI-anchor transamidase complex
Source: RefSeq, a predicted model, not a curated record